AUGCAGGCGCCGCUCCCGCGUUCCAUGCGGCCAGGCAUCGUUGUGGUCACGCGGGAUACCCUGCGAGCGCUCGCGCCGGCCGACGCGCAGCUCGUCCGCAAGGCGAUUGACAGCAUCGGCGAGCUCUCGGCAAAGGCGCAGGGCCUUAGCAAGCCAAUCACAUCUCACGCGCAGAUGCUGGCGUGCGACAACCGGCUGUACCUGUCGGUCGGUAAGGACUCCCUGCGCGGCCUCCUCCGCGUGGGCGGCCGCCAGCUCUUUGUGCACCGCAAGCAGAGCUCCGAGUAUGUGCAGACGAGCCCCCUCUGCGUCCUCGACUUUUUCGUGUGCACGGCCCUCCAGCGGGGAGGGGAGGGGAGAGCCCUGUUCGAUUUCAUGUGUCAGCGCGAGGGCACGUGUGCGGCGGCGCUCGGCUACGACCGGCCGUCGCACAAGUUCCUCGCCUUUCUGCGCAAGCACUUUGACCUCGCGAGCUUCAUACCGCAGCUCAACCAUUUCGUGGUUCUUGGGUGCAAAGAGCGCGGCCACAAGUCACAGGGCCCGCUCGUCCAUGCGACCGGCAAAGGCUGGGUCAAAGGGCACAAGGGACAGUACUACGACGCGCUCCAUAGAAUCAUCUUCAACUUCGCCAAAGAGGUCGGCAGCCCGAGCGCCGUCGACCGCACCGACUACGGCACAGCCUCCGGCAGCGCCCGGGGCUUUGUCCAGCACCACUCGCAACAGCUCUCGCGCGCCGCCGUCUGUGGCGACGCGCAAAACAUCAACAACGCUGCUCGCAUCAUGCGUGUCGCGCACUCAAACAAACAAAAGGCUCCAGGCCUCAAAUGA
Molecule: messenger RNA, 828 nt
Organism: Emiliania huxleyi CCMP1516
Lineage: Eukaryota; Haptophyta; Isochrysidales; Noelaerhabdaceae
Exons: 3
Coding region: 1-828 (275 amino acids)
Biological process (GO): alpha-tubulin acetylation
Cellular component (GO): microtubule
Molecular function (GO): tubulin N-acetyltransferase activity
Source: RefSeq, a predicted model, not a curated record